GUGCAUAAUGUCCAAACACAAUCUAGUGGUUCAGUCUAUGAUUACAUUGCCUCCUACUAGAUACGGGAAAGAAGAUUGCAAGAUAUGUGGAUCAAUCAACAAUCAUUCAAAAUUUAGUUACUUGAAGACCGCUGAAAACUACUUUUCUUGUCCCAAUCAUCAAACAGGAUUGAGAAAAGCAACUGGUAAUCAAAAAGGAGUUAAUGGCUUGGGUUUUUCUGGUCAGCUGGUUUACUUUCUGGUAGUAAGACAACUUGUGUCGUCAAAGAAAGACGAGCUUUGGUUUUGCAUCAACAACAAGUCGAUGAGAUUUUCAUUGACUGAGGUUCAUCUUGUCACGGGAUUACCAUGUUGGAUAAAAGAAGAUGAAAUCUCAGUAGAUUUUGAGUGUGAUUGGCCUUUGUCUCCUUGCAAAACCCCUAUCAAGGUGGAUUAUUUGAUAGCACAAUUGAAGGUAAUCAAUGUUCUUGGUGAUUCGAAUGAAGAAGAAGAUGAUGAUGUUCUUAAUGCAAUGAAGAAGAAGAUGAUGAUGUUCUUAAUGCACUUGUUGAAUAGUGAUUACAUUGGAAGAGAGUUUAUACACUUGUUCAGCACCAAGAAGAUGAGGAAGUUGAGAUUUGGUGAUGGGUCAGACGUAGAUGCAGAGAUGCAGACACAUGAUAGCGCUGGUGAGACGCAAACAGACGCAGAUGUAAAGAGGCAAACAGAUGAUAGCGAGGAUGAGACGCAGACGCUGGAGAAAGAUCAAGGAUUGGUUGAAAGAUUUCAAAAACUAAGUUUUCAAGAUGAUGAACCUUCUGCCAUCACUGCAAUACUCACCACACCACUAAAAAAUCUCGAUACAAACGAGUGCUUAGAAAAAAAACAAAUAUUCUCUCCCUUUGGACAUAAGAAGAAAUCUCAAAGGCGCUGUGUUCAAAAGCAUAGCAAAAGGACACAUAACAACCGAAAUCAUACCAAGUGUCCACUAGAGACAAGA
Messenger RNA from Arabidopsis thaliana (thale cress), 979 nucleotides. RefSeq lists its product as uncharacterized. The annotation marks the transcript as partial. The transcript has 5 exons. NCBI's taxonomy places the organism in Eukaryota, Viridiplantae, Streptophyta, Magnoliopsida, Brassicales, Brassicaceae. The record is from RefSeq and is marked reviewed.